AUGAUUAGAAAUCCAUUACAAUGGUCAGUUAGUGAUGUCGUGCAAUGACUUCAAGUAAUUAAUUGCUCGGGUGCACAAGAAGUGUUUGUAUAUCAUGGAGUCGAAGGGAAAGACUUGCUACAGCUCACAGAUGCAGAUCUUCGCUUUGAUUUUAAGUUCAAACGUGUCCAUGAUCGCAAAUAUAUUUUGAGAAAAAUUCAAGAAUUAAAAAAUAUAAACUCAGCAAUCAUUGAAGUGCAAUUUGGAACCCAAGUAUGCGCUGUUAGAAUUUCUGACCUCCACUCUUAUACUUUUGAGAACCUCCGCAAAGAUGUAGCAAGGUAUUUUGGAGUAGACGAAGAAAAAGUAAUUAUUCAAGAUAAACAUGGACUUGUAUGAGGAAGCAUUAGCGUUGCUUGUAUUUUUGAUAGCAAUUUAAGACAGGAAGAAGCUGUUUAUUUGAAAUUCAUUGAUGAAUCAAGCACCAAUCCAAUACAGCAAGCAGAUAAAGCUGCAUUAAGUGAAGAUGAAGAAGAUUUUAAUGAAGAUAAUCCGUUCCAUGAAGCUUCUAAGUCUUUAAGAGAUUCAAGCCCUUGGGCUGUAAAAGAAGAAAUGGCAUCAAAGGAAGAAGAAAGUCAUUGCUAGUAUUAAUUACUCAUAGAGAAGUCCCCUGGAGGCUUUAGGCCACUACUAUUCUCAUUUAUGUUUCUACUACUAUACUAGCUUGCCAAUUCAGAUAGUCUUUCAUUGUGCUGCUACCCACGAAUGAGGGCUUAGACUCGCUACCUGAGAUCCAGAGACGCUAGGUAGCCAAGAGGAACAUCAGUGGGUUGCCUUCCAGAAAAUUAUCUUUGCCUAUCAAGAUGGGAAUUCAUAGCCUGAGACACAAAGCCAGCAUUUCUCUGAGGAAUUGUUAGGCGGCAUAGUGGAUGUCCUAGGCAGCGCCAACUAUCCUUUUCUAACUCUUCGUUCCAUCUCCGAUACAGAUUUCUGAAUGUCUUUUUCUUCCACAAGGAACCCUUGCUCUAUUUCGGAAACCAAGCUAUAAUUAUUACGAAGCCUUGCCGCUCACCAGAAAUAAAAUGGUGACGUUGACGGAAAUUGGACUCCGAGGCUCACCUCCUAUAGAGCUGGUAGGACCCAUUGCUGAUGAAGCUGAAGAUACAGGUCUCAUUCCUGUCCUAAGUAGGCCUUCAGUUGUGGGAAGCCGUGCCAAAGAGGAAAAUUUUAUUUCUCCCCCGAAGGUUUUCCCUGUCCCUGCCAGACGGGCUAGACAGGUUUUUCCUACCACAUGGUCUUCCUUCAUCGGGACCAGCGGGGCACUCAGACAGAAGUGGCUCUGCCCAAAGGAGCUGAUCCCUUGGACAGGUGGUUUUGACCAGAAAUCAAGAUGGCGUCUGGCCUGGGAGUAUGGCCACAUCAGAACCCGACCGGGAGUCGUCUUUCGAGCUGAGGUGUGUUGAGGCCAGUGGCUCAGCCGCUUAAGGCCUUACAAAAUAACUUAACUUAACUUUGCCGCUCACCACGCCAUUUAAUUUACAUGAUUGAAGAAAGCCAAGAAAAACGUAAAAGAGUCAACAAAGGAACUAAAAAGCAGAGUCUAAACGGAUCUGAUAGCAAACAAAAGAUAAAAAUUUCAAAAAAUACUAAAGAGUCCUCUCUAGUUAAAGAAAAAGGCAAUAUAUCAAGCAACCCUGCAUCUGAUGUGAGUGAUAGAUCUAUAAGAUUAACUGAAGAAGAAGAGGAAUUGAAAAACGUCUUAAAGAUGAUGAGAAAGAGCUAA
Molecule: messenger RNA, 1762 nt
Organism: Blepharisma stoltei
Lineage: Eukaryota; Ciliophora; Heterotrichea; Heterotrichida; Blepharismidae
Source: the annotation of a GenBank genome assembly